Molecule: messenger RNA, 663 nt
Organism: Thlaspi arvense
Lineage: Eukaryota; Viridiplantae; Streptophyta; Magnoliopsida; Brassicales; Brassicaceae
Source: the annotation of a GenBank genome assembly
AGAGAAGAAGGAAUAAUGGCAUAUAAGGUGGAUCACGAGUACGAUUAUCUGUUCAAGAUCGUUUUGAUUGGGGAUUCUGGCGUAGGGAAAUCAAAUAUACUUUCCAGGUUUACGCGUAAUGAAUUUUGCCUGGAGUCCAAAUCCACCAUUGGUGUCGAAUUUGCGACAAGGACUCUCCAGGUGGAAGGCAAGACAGUGAAGGCCCAGAUAUGGGACACUGCCGGCCAAGAGAGGUACCGAGCCAUCACAAGCGCCUACUACAGAGGCGCGGUCGGAGCCCUCCUGGUCUACGACAUAACCAAGAGGCCAACCUUUGAGAACGUGCAGAGGUGGCUCCGCGAACUAAGGGACCACGCAGACUCCAACAUCGUCAUCAUGAUGGCCGGAAACAAGGCUGACCUCAACCACCUCAGGGCAGUCCCGGAACAAGAGGCCAUGCUUCUAGCCGAGAAGGAAGGCCUCUCGUUCCUCGAGACCUCAGCCUUGGAGGCCAUCAAUAUCGAGAAGGCAUUCCAGACAGUCCUCUUGGAGAUUUAUCAGAUAAUUAGCAGGAAAGCACUGGCAGCACAGGAGGCGGCCACAGGGGUCCCGAGCCAGGGCACCAGUAUCAACGUGGGAGAGUACUCGAGUAACUUGAGCUCGAGAUCUUGUUGUUCUAACUAA